AUGCCAACUGUAAUCCUCGGUGGAGGGAUCAUCGGUUCCGCAACAGCCUACUACCUAUCUGAGACCCAUCCAGCAGAAGAAAUCCAUAUCAUUGAAUCCUCAUCGGAACUAUUCAGCUCUGCGUCUGGGUAUGCGGCUGGAUUCUUGGCCAAGGAUUGGUUUGGGCCGGAUGUUGCUUCUUUAGGGGAGCUUUCGUUUCGUUUACAUGAGAGUCUGGCUGUUGAACAUGGUGGGGUGGAGAAAUGGGGAUAUAUGAAAGGGACGGCAUUAAGCUACGAUGCAACCAUCAAGAGGGGGAAUCGUACUCACGAUGAUGACUGGAUGGAUAGGGGAGCUAGUCGAGCGGAGACAGCUUCUGGGUCGACUCGGGGGACUGGGAUGGGGGUUCCGGCUUGGUUGACGGUUCGGUCGGGUGUCAAGGUGGAGAGGAUUAGUGACGUUGAUACUGCCCAGGUUGAUCCGUUAAAAUUAUGUCGGUUUCUCAUGGAUACUGCUAUAUCUCGUGGCGUUACGCUUCAUCAUCCAGCUAGGGCUAUUUCACUUGUCACAGACGAGGGUGGCACCAUUACUGGGGUCAGAAUCGUUGAUCUCAUCUCACGAGAAGAGUGUACGAUUCCAUGUACCCAUCUUGUUAUUUGUGCCGGAGCUUGGACGUCUCGUGUCUUCGAGGAGCUUUUUCCUUCCGCUCAGAUCUCCAUCCCCGUCUCGCAGUUGGCUGGAUAUUCUCUCGUCCUUCGUUCUCCGAGACAUACCUUGGAACACGAGCAACAGAUAUACGGUGGCCGGUCUCAUGCUAUCUUUAGUGAAAACCCCUUCUCUUGUGGCUUCAGCCCGGAGAUCUUCUCGCGACAGGGCGGCGAGAUCUACAUUGCUGGCCUGAAUGAUCCGGAUCUGCCGCUGCCGGGUCGGGCAGAAGAGUCUCGUGAUUUGAUCGAUCGGAAUGAGAUGAGGAGGCUAGAGUCAGUGUCGGCCCAGUUAAUGGGUAGGAUCAUGGACGAGGGUGAUGAGAUGCGCAACAUGAAUGAUCUGGAGGUUCUUCGUGAGGGAUUGUGCUUCCGUCCUGUUUCCGACCGGGGAACGCCUGUGGUGUGCAAGGUAGAUGAUGAUUUGCUGGGAAAUGGAGUAAGGACUACUGGACACGGCGGUGUCUUUGUGGCUGCUGGACAUGGUCCUUGGGGGAUCUCGUUGUCGUUGGGGACUGGAAGGGUAGUAGCAGAUAUGGUGGAGGGUGUGCCGCCGAGAGCGGAUGUGAGUGAGUUGGGACUAUAG
Molecule: messenger RNA, 1269 nt
Organism: Aspergillus pseudotamarii
Lineage: Eukaryota; Fungi; Ascomycota; Eurotiomycetes; Eurotiales; Aspergillaceae
Product: NAD(P)/FAD-dependent oxidoreductase
Exons: 2
Coding region: 1-1269 (422 amino acids)
Biological process (GO): retrograde transport, endosome to Golgi
Cellular component (GO): late endosome; cytoplasm
Molecular function (GO): oxidoreductase activity
Source: RefSeq, a predicted model, not a curated record